GAUGACGACCAACACAACAGAUGACGCAACGAGGUUGACAGAUUUAGAUGCCGCAAUCAGUAGAUUAUCAGCAGUUAAGAAAGGCUAUCUCGAUGAUCCAUAUGCAGAAUUAUUGAUUGGACGUCUUGCCCGUGCACAAGAUCAAAAUAGACCGCCAAUUAUUAACAUUGGUACACAUGUUAGAGUCUAUUCUAUAGAUAAAUUAAUAAAUAAAUACUUAUCUGGAUUCGAUAAUGUACAAAUAAUAAGUUUAGGUGCAGGUUCAGAUACGAGAUUUUGGAGAUUUAAUAAUGAUGAACGCAUAAACAACUACAUUGAAAUAGAUUUUGAUGAAGUCACAUCAAAGAAGGCAAUGCUUAUUAAUAGGAAUAAGGAGCUGAAAUCAAUAUUAGGUAAUGAUAUAAAGAUAGAGAAAGGCGGUUCAAGAUUGAUUAGCUCCAAAUAUAAGCUCAUACCCGGUGAUUUGAGAAAAGUUGAUAUUAAUGACUUACUAGAACCUUACAAGAAUAAGGAUGAUCCAACUAUAAUUAUUUCAGAAUGCGUCUUCGUUUAUAUGUCAAUUGAUUCAACAAAUAAAAUUUUAGAAUCUUUUAGCAGAGAAUUCAAAGAAAGCUUAGUCAUUAUAUACGAAAUGACUAACUUAGAUGAUAAAUUUGGUAAAGUUAUGAUAUCAAACUUGAAGGUAUGUAAAUAUUCUAUAAUUCUGUCACCUAAAUAUGUCUUAGUCAAGAGGAAUUGAAUUACCUGGGUUAAUGAAUGAUCAAUUAGAUAGAUUAAAACGAUGUGGCUAUAACCAAGUUGAAUCAAACGCUUUAAACUCAAUUAGACAUAAACUACCGUAUGAAGAGAAGGCAAGGAUAAAUAAUCUGG
Messenger RNA from Wallemia mellicola CBS 633.66, 870 nucleotides. RefSeq names its product S-adenosyl-L-methionine-dependent methyltransferase. The transcript has 3 exons. Gene Ontology annotation, molecular function: protein C-terminal leucine carboxyl O-methyltransferase activity. The record is from RefSeq and is a predicted model, not a curated record. NCBI's taxonomy places the organism in Eukaryota, Fungi, Basidiomycota, Wallemiomycetes, Wallemiales, Wallemiaceae. Gene Ontology annotation, biological process: C-terminal protein methylation. The annotation marks the transcript as partial.